AUGUCCCAAGCAGCUUUGAAUAUGCUGCCGGGCCGAGAUCGAUUGUCCAAUUCCGAUAUCUUCCUAUCAACUUUGACUGCUGAACCGCCCUCCCAGAUGCUCGAUAGCGUGAACUGCGACGCCAUCUUCGCUGAUGAUCCCACUGCGGCAGGCCCUUUCGCAAACUACAUUGCAUUCCUGUCAUCGAAUCAGUCCGGAUUUCACGAUGAGGGCGGCCAUGAGGAUCAAGAUUGGGGCAUCAUUUCCGAUCCUGCUCAGCACCAGUAUAAUCCUUCACUCAUAUCCACUAUCGACGAGCAGCUCCAGAGGAACCAAUUUUCAAAUUCUGAUUCGAAAAGAGGCGGAGCCGGUGACACAAUCGGUGGCCUUCUCAAUUUAACUAGCCCAUCAACCGCGACCAGUGAUGUGGGGACUAUCUCAGCUAACACUCAACCGACAGAACACGGCUCCUCAACCCGAAAGUUGCGGAGGCAAAAUCAUUCGUGUGACCAAUGCCGGUCAUCAAAGAGAGCCUGUGAUCUACCGAUGACGGUCCGUAUCAGCCAUAAAAAACCCUCGACCAGCUGUUCGACUUGCAAUAAUCGUGGCCGAUCAUGCACAGUGAUGUGGCUGGCAGGCAAGAAGUCGAAAAGUUAUGCCAAAAAAGGAGCGAACGCGGUCUCUUAUGUGGCGGAAGCAGAUGACACAGAUGCCGAAAAGCAACUGACAGAUCGCGUGCGGCAUCCUACUCCAGGAGAAAUAUCAAGUGUUGAAUCAGAUCUGUCCAAGCAGGUUGAUUCACGCGAGAUAAGUCUCCAAUACUUCAAUCUCUAUGUCGACGUGUGUGAUAUGCCAAUCUCGGAAUGUCUCCUGCAGGGUAGCAUGCCACCUCAAUACGGUCGGGGCAUUGCGGCUUUGGCACCGCUGAGCGCAAGCCAGAAUCUGGCCAUUUACCUAAAGAAGGCGAACGCAUGGAUCAGUAGUUGUUGGGAAGCAAAUUCGGAAUCAGAUUUGUGGUCCUCUAAUGCAGCAGCACCCCAUGCAUUUUGCACCGUCACCCUCUUAGACGCCCUUUUCCAGGGCAGAGGCUACAAGAAACUCCCGCACAUGCCAUCGUCCCUACGUGAUGCCUCGAUCAAUGAUGCAUACAAAUGGGUCGCCAUUGCCACUGCAGCGCAAUUCACUAUUGACACCAAUCGGUCUGCAAGUUAUAGCCGUGACCUUGCCAUCGUCACUUGGCGCAAAGCUAGAGCGAUAGUCUUUAAGAAUAUGGCGGCCACCGACUCAUUCCGACAGUCCUUGUCGAUGAUAUUAUUUGGUCUAAUUAUCCGGCCCAAUAUAAGCCCUGACGAAGACAAUGUUUCAGAGACAGACUCUGUCUACGCUCUGUGUGAAGGGAUUCGUCGUCUUGACUCGCUCUGUGCCAAAGCAAGCAGCCAUCUCCAAGAGAUGAAAGAGAAUUGCCCCUAUUCAGGCGGAAACUUGACAUGGGAAUUGACCUCGGAUGUAAUCGACAAUCUUCUAGACUUGGUCUAUGCCAUUCAAUGGCUGGUCUAUAUCGCAAAUGAUGUGGCGGUUGUCACCUCACGGGGAGAGAUUUGUCCAAUGCCUAAUGAACCCACUGAACUCGAUUUCAGGUGUCCCCAAAGAUUUAUGGGCGCUCUUCAAACACCGGAUAUAGCAACCUCCGUUACUGUGCACGAAGACCAGGAUAUUGAAAAUUCAAUUCUUUCCCGGGCCAUGACGGAGCGACAGACUUUGAUGGUGCUCGAGUGCAGUAACAUCUCUUACAAUGAAGUGAAACAGGCAGUAAGAGAUUCGGCUCCUUUGCUUAUCCUCAUGUGGAAGGCAUUGGCAUCUUUCAUGCUAGUCAACAAGACUGUUAAAACGGGGAAGGCCGACUACAAAAUCAUUGCGUCGCGCUACGAGGCAACCAUGAAUCUCGUGGCACUGUGGAGGUCGAGUUUCGGCAUAUUUGACGGCAAAUCAAUUAAAUACCUUCAGCAGUCGCCAUCCGAGCUUCGACGCAUAUUGGCGUUUUGCGUGAAUGAUGGUGACCUCGGUGUUCUUCUCCUCUACGAUACCGCGCAGAAGCUUGAGAAGGAUCUUGCAGAGAGGCCCCCGACGCCAGAGAAGAACAUUCUCUGCAAUAUUCUUCAUGCCACCGGCUCUAGUCUAAAAAGCCAAAGGUUCAUGAGUGCAGUCCAAAUUUCUACACUUGCUUCCAUAUGCGGAAGAGCUUCAAGCCCGGGGUUUGAAGAGAAUGGUGGACUAAAGACAUAUGUUCAGGAUAUUGGAGCACAUCCUAAUCCAAUGAUGGUUGUACAAGCACAAACAUUGUCUGCAAGGGCUUUGGCUGAUGGAGUGUCUGAUCGAGUCAACGAAAUGGACACGACGGGCGCCUCAAAAAUGGCGAGUAAAUUAGAGGCGUGCCUUAAAACUUUACGGGACCUCCAGAACACUCUUACCACGUUCCCAGACGUUUCUGUCGCGGCAUGA
Molecule: messenger RNA, 2478 nt
Organism: Penicillium riverlandense
Lineage: Eukaryota; Fungi; Ascomycota; Eurotiomycetes; Eurotiales; Aspergillaceae
Product: Zn(II)2Cys6 transcription factor domain-containing protein
Exons: 2
Coding region: 1-2478 (825 amino acids)
Biological process (GO): regulation of DNA-templated transcription
Molecular function (GO): zinc ion binding; DNA-binding transcription factor activity, RNA polymerase II-specific
Source: RefSeq, a predicted model, not a curated record